ACAAUGGAGAGAUUCUUCGUGAGCGGCCAGUGAUGCGCCGAACGUGGUGAGCAGUGGUCCUAACCAAAGUCUCUGCCGGUUUGCAUUUCAGCCUGCCCUUGUCAUCUUUCCCAGAUCGAAUUUCUUUGAUUUCUAUCGCGACCAUGAUUCAUCUAACCGAUUGAUUAAAACCACCCAUUAGUCGGUCAAAGGCGUUUUUUUCCUGGAUACACACACGAAAAACCAAACAAGGAGGCCUGUUGUUCCACUCGUUGAAUUUUGGUUUUGUUUAGACGUCAAGUGUUUCAAACGAAGAUGUUGGUCCCUUCGGAUAUGAUGGCGGCCCAGUCAAAAAUGCUGUACCAGUUGAACAAGUAUUACGGCGAACGGGUUCAAACGCGCAAAGGUCAGAUCGCGAAAACGUUGCGCGAGGUGUGCAAAGUGGUGCAAGACGUGCUCAAAGAAGUGGAGGUCCAGGAGCCGAGAUUCAUCUCGUCUUUGGCCGAGUGCAACGGCCGAUUCGAGGGCCUCGAAGUCGUUUCACCGGGCGAAUUCGAAGUCGUCCUCUAUCUCAAUCAAAUGGGCGUCUUCAAUUUCGUGGACGACGGCACUCUGCCCGGCUGCGCCGUCCUCAAAUUGAGCGACGGAAGGAAGAGAUCCAUGUCGUUAUGGGUGGAAUUCAUCACCGCUUCCGGAUACUUGUCGGCCAGAAAGAUCCGGUCGCGGUUCCAGACGCUGGUGGCGCAGGCCUGCGACAAGUCGGCCUACCGCGACAUCGUCAAAAUGGUGGCCGACACGACCGAAGUCAAACUGCGGAUUCGCGAGCGCUUCGUCGUGCAAAUCACGCCCGCCUUCAAAUGUUCGGGAGUGUGGCCCAGAUCGGCGGCUCACUGGCCUAUUCCGCACAUGCCGUGGCCUCAUCCAGGCCUCGUGGCCGACGUCAAAACCGAAGGAUUCGACCUGCUGUCCAAAGAGACGCCGGCAAUGACUGGCAAACAAUCGGCCAUGGAAGGCGACGCCUGGGUCCUCAGUUUCAUCGAAGCCGAGAAUCGACUCUUGGUCGGCGGAUGCCGCCGUAAAUGUCUCAGCAUUCUAAAGACGCUCAGAGACAGGCAUCUCGACAUCCCAGCCAACCCAGUCACAACUUACAUCAUGAAGACGCUGUUGCUUUACGAGUGUGAAAAACAUCCAAGAGAAAUGGAAUGGGACGAAUCCUGCCUCGGUGACAGGAUCAACGGCAUUUUAUUGCAAUUGAUUUCGUGUUUGCAAUGCAGACGCUGUCCGCAUUACUUCCUGCCAUCGCUGGAUCUGUUCCGCGGCAAACCGCCCGCUUCGCUCGAAAGUGCGGCCAAACAGGCCUGGCGCCUAACUCGCGAACUCCUCACUAAUUCACGUUCAUUAGAGAAGCUUUGAAAAACCACCAAACAAAAAGAGGACCCCUCGGUAUGGAUGACGAACAAAACCAAACAAAUGAAGGCGGGGAUUGUAAUCAUAUUCUAUGUUUAAACAAAAAAAUAAAAAAUAGAUUCUGUUUCUUGUAGAUUAGGAUUAAUUGAUCGAUUUCAAAAGAAAAAGAGUGUCGCAAUUCACGGUGCUAAAAAAAGAAAAAUGUUAGAACUAGACGCUCGUCUUGCUCCCAGUUUGUAAUGCCCUAUAGAUUUGAUGAUUAUUAAACAAGACCAAAGUUCACACGAAUCGUCUUGCGCAAGAAAUGAUCGUUGCUUUUCAAUUUCAGCUGCUUUGUUUCUUGUUUUUUGGUUUUUUUUUGCUCUUUUGGUUAUUGACGUGCCGCACACAACAAAGAGAAAUAACGGACGUUUUACCCGGUGUAAAAAAAGAGAGAGAUCCCCCCAAAAAAAAACCGCAACAAAAGUUUCCUAUUUAUUUUGCUAUUAUUAUUUUCCUUGUGUGUCAAUCAAAAAAACAGAAAAAUUGAAUCCUAUAUUAUCACUUUUAGCUUGGCAAUAUGGGCCCGUUGCUGUAAAAAUAUUCAAUGUGUACAAGAAACUUGUUUCGACUCUGUUUUUUGUUUUUUGUCUCUUCUUUUUUGUUGUUGAAAAACUUGAAAUUUCACUAGACCAAAUAAUUUAAAGAAUUCUUUUUGAAAUAUUUAACACGCUUUACGCCUUUUUUUUUUUUUAUGGUUGUCAUGUGCACAUGAAUGUCUUCCGCUUUAAAUUCUUCGCAAUUCCGACUGUUCGGGAAACAUUUUAGUGGCCGGUAUUGAAGAAAUUAAAAUAAUCAAACAACAAUCACGCACGAAAUAAACGCUUUUAAAAAUGAA
Molecule: messenger RNA, 2263 nt
Organism: Daphnia magna
Lineage: Eukaryota; Metazoa; Arthropoda; Branchiopoda; Diplostraca; Daphniidae
Product: protein mab-21
Exons: 2
Coding region: 295-1392 (365 amino acids)
Source: RefSeq, a predicted model, not a curated record